Messenger RNA from Fusarium pseudograminearum CS3096, 387 nucleotides. RefSeq lists its product as uncharacterized. Gene Ontology annotation, molecular function: inorganic diphosphate phosphatase activity; magnesium ion binding. Gene Ontology annotation, biological process: phosphate-containing compound metabolic process. NCBI's taxonomy places the organism in Eukaryota, Fungi, Ascomycota, Sordariomycetes, Hypocreales, Nectriaceae. The annotation marks the transcript as partial. Gene Ontology annotation, cellular component: cytoplasm. The transcript has a single exon. The record is from RefSeq and is a predicted model, not a curated record.
AUGGCGUCCUCAACUGCACGCAGCCCUGUUGCUGCUACAGGCUCCGGUUCGGGCGGGAGAAACAGUGCCCCGCCCCCUCCAUCCUCACCCCUUCCCUCUGCUACGUCAACCGCCAAAAUCUCUUCUUGUCGGACAGCUCAGAUUGCUCGACACUUUUCCACCUCUUCAUCACCCACCGGUCCUGUCUCAAAGCAAAAGCCCGACAUGGCCUCCAACUACACCGUCCGCAAGGUUGCGGCUCCCAACACCCUCGAGCACCGAGUCUACGUCGAGAAGGAUGGACAGCCCGUCUCUCCUUUCCACGAUAUUCCUCUCUACGCCAACCAGGAGCAGACCAUCCUGAACAUGGUCGUUGAGAUUCCUCGAUGGACCAACGCCAAGCUUGAG